UCUUGAAGCCAUUAGACCAAUUGCAGGGUAAAGGGGGAGGGAGCUUGCUCCACUGAUCUCUGUUCGCAGCAUCCCUAGAGCAGCCUCUGUUGUGUGAAAUACAAGAAAGGGCAAGACGGCGGGAGUAGACUAUAGGAGGCAAUCGGAGAACUGGAAGGGAAUCUCUUGGGGGCUGCCAGGAUAGGGUUACUUUGGGUGUGCGGAGCCAGUCUUCAGAGAACAUGGCUGUUUUGUCAAUGUAAACAGCCUGUGCCAUACCUGCAUUGCUAAAGGGGAAGCAGAAGAGGAGGAGGAGGAGGAGGAGGAGGAGGAGGGGCAGACUCUGGAGGAAAUGUUGCCUGUUCCAAUGAAAUCUGUCUGUCUUUAGCUAGCCCCAACCUGCCGCAUUUCACCUCUGAUCAUGCAUGUUGUAUGUUAAGGUCUUAUGGCCAAAGCACCAUCGACGCCUCAGCGGACCCCACAACAGAGGGAAGACACGUGUGUCGAACAUGAGGUGCACUAGAGACUGAGCGAUAUCCUCACAGAUUAAAAAUACAUCCUUCAGUUGAAACAGUUACACCUGACCAUGGCUGUAAAUACAGCUAAGACGACUGCAAGUUUUCUCUCCACAACUGCCACAACCAACACAGUCCCCUUCAUCUCAACGAGCCCCGGGGCCCGAGACAAUAUCACCUCGAGGACAUUAAUGACUGUUACAAUAACAACUAAUGAAACCAGCUUAAAUGCCACCACGUUACCCGAGGUGGUGAUUGAGGGCUCGGGUAUGGGAAUGCUGCUCGUACCCUUUGGGAUCAUCACUGUCAUUGGCCUAGCAGUGGCCAUAAUGCUGUAUAUACGGAAACGGAAGCGGUUGGAGAAAUUGAGACACCAGCUCAUGCCCAUGUACAACUUUGACCCGGCUGAAGAACAAGAUGACCUGCUGGAACAGGAACUACUGGACCACGGCCGAGAUGGUAGCCUCACAGGGCCUAAUGCCAAGUUUUGACAAUGGCAUAGUGCUAAAAAGGCAAACAUGACUCUCACAACCUCCCAAGGGACAACGCAGAGGCCCAGUCGUCUGGUCUUCACAGAUGUAGCCAAAGCUCUCAACGCUUAACAGCUCUCUUCCAUUAGUUGAUUUCAGUUUGCAGUGACUCGCUGGCCUCACUGAAACACAGACUGAUGCUCAGGAAGGAAAAUGAAGGGAAACUGGACUGUUCAUAGGAGCAAGCGGAGCUCUGGUGACUAUUUCCAUUGCAGUAUAUGAAUAAGAGUGGCUUUCACAUAAUGAACAGGGUGCAUGAUUGAUAAGGGAGCCCAACGACAGGCAUCACAUAUGAUCUUGCACUGUUAUUAUUUGGCACACAAACGCCACGUGAUGCACUUUUUAAAUGAAUCAUGUUGUGUCAUUGCUGUUGAAGUGUUUGGUAGCUUGUCAGCAAAGUUCUUCCAUGUUCCCUUAACGAGAAGUGUAAACUUGUGUUAUAGUAAUUUUGUGGUCUCUGACAAGCUUGGAUUUGUUGCCAUCCUUAAGUGAAGUGUUCCUCUCCAUUUGGUUUUCUCUUUAUUGAAAAAUGAAUGAUUGUUUCCAUCUGUACACAUUAAAACUAUUUAAACCAA
Molecule: messenger RNA, 1599 nt
Organism: Mugil cephalus (flathead mullet)
Lineage: Eukaryota; Metazoa; Chordata; Actinopteri; Mugiliformes; Mugilidae
Exons: 6
Coding region: 566-985 (139 amino acids)
Source: RefSeq, a predicted model, not a curated record